Molecule: messenger RNA, 3312 nt
Organism: Mangifera indica (mango)
Lineage: Eukaryota; Viridiplantae; Streptophyta; Magnoliopsida; Sapindales; Anacardiaceae
Product: fibroin heavy chain-like
Exons: 1
Coding region: 1-3312 (1103 amino acids)
Source: RefSeq, a predicted model, not a curated record
AUGGCUAGGGCUAAUUGCAGAGUCAUUGGCUUUGCUUUUUUUAUUUUGCUCCUUGUGGAUAUUUCCUUUGCUACUUCUAGACAGCUGAAGGCUUUUGAUACAAGUGGAAGAGGUGGCGAUGGUGGUGGAGAAGGAGGAGGUGGAGGUGGUGGAUCAGGUGGGUUGGGUUCUGGCUACGGGUCAGGACAUGGGUCUGGAAGUGGGGGUGGACUAGGUUGUACUUGUGUUGGCAGUGGUGGUAGAGGAGGAGGUGAUGGUGGAGGCUCUGGUAAUGGAAAUAGAUAUGGAUCUGGGGAUGAAAGUUUGAAUGGUUCUAGAAAUGGAAGUGAGGGUGGAGAAAGUGGCGGUGGCGGUGGCGGUGGCGACGACAGUGGUGGUGGUGGUGGAGGCUCUAGUAUUGGAAGUGGAUCUAGAUCCGGGGAUGGAAGUAGGAGUGGUUUUGAAAAUGGAAGUAGGGGUGGAAAAGGUGGUGGCGACAACAAUGGUAGAGGAGAAGGUGGUGGUGGAGGGUCUAGUAAUAGAAAUGGAUCUGGAUCUGGGUAUAUAACCGAGAGUGGCUCUGAAAAUGGAAGUUUGGGUGGAAAAGGUGGUGGCGACAACAAUGGUAGAGGAGAAGGUGGUGGUGGAGGGUCUAGGAAUAUAAAUGGAUCUGGAUCUGGGUAUAUAACUAGGAGUGGCUCUGGAAAUGGAAGUGGGGAUAAAGAAGGUGGUGGUGGUAGAGGAGAAGGUGGUGAUAGAGGCUCUGGUAAUAGAAAUGGAUCUGAAACUAGAUAUGAAACUGUGAGUGGCUCUGAAAAUGGAAAUGGGGAUAAAGAAGGUGGUGGUGGCAAUGACGACGGUGGUAGAGGAAGAGGUGGUGGUGGAGACUCUAGUAUUAGAAAUAGAUCUGGAUCUGGAUAUAAAAGUGAGAGUGGUUCUGGAAAUGGAAGUGAGGGUGGAGAAGGUGGUGGUGGCGACAAUAGUAGUGAUAGAAGAGGAGAUGCUAGUGAAGGAUUUAAUAAUGGAAGUAAAUCUGGAUUCAGAUAUGACAGUGGAAGUGGCUCUGGAAAUGGAAGUGGGGGUGGAGAAAGUGGCGGCAACGACAAUAGUGGUGGUAAAGGAGGAGAUGCUAGUGGAGGAUCUGGUAAUGGAAGUGGAUCUAGUUUUGGGUAUGGAAGUUGGAGUGGUUCUGAAAGUAGAAAUGGAAAUGGAAGUGGGGGUGGAGAAGGUAGUGGUGGGGGUGGUGGCGGUGAUAGAGGGGGAGGUGGUGAUGAAGGCUCUGGUAAUAGAAAUAAAUCUAAAACUGGAUAUGAAAUUGUAAGUGGCUCUGAAAAUGGAAGUGAGGGUGUAGAAGGUGGUGGUGGUGGCGAUGAUAGUGGUGGUAAAGGAAAAGGUGGUGGUGGUGGCGAUGAUAGCGGUGGUAAAGGAAAAGGUGGUGGUGGAGGCUCUAGUAUUGGAAGUAGAUCUGGAUCUGGGUAUGAAGGUGAGAAUGACUUUGAAAAUGGAAGUGGAGGUGAAGAAGGUGGUGGUAGCAAUAGUGGAGAUAAAAUAGAAGAUGCUGGUGGAGGUUCUAGUAAUAGAAGUAGAUCUGGAUCUAGAUAUGAAAGUGGAAGUGGCUCUGGAAAUGGAAGUGGGGGUAGAGAAGGUGGUAGUGGCAAUAACAUUGGUGGUAAAAGAGGAGAUGCUAGUGGAGAAUCUGGUAAUGGAAGUGGAUCUGGUUUUGGGUAUGGAAGUGGGAAUGGCUCUGGAAAUGGAAAUGGGGUUGGAGAAGGUGGUGGUGGUGACAACAGUGGUGAUAGAAGAGGAAAUGCUGGUAAAAGAUCUAAUAAUGAAAAUAAAUUUGGAUCUGGAUAUGAAAGUGGAAAUGGCUCUGGAAAUAGAAGUGGGGGUGGAGAAGGUAGUGGCGGCGACAACAGUGGUGGUAACAGAGGAUAUGCUAGUGGAGGAUCUAAUAAUGGAAAUGGAUCUAGUUUCGGGUAUGGAAAUGAGGGUGGCUCUGGAAGUGGAAAUGGAAAUGGAAGUGGGGGUGGAGAAGGUGGUGGUGAGGGUGGUGGCAGUGGUAAAAGAGGAGGUGGUGAUGAAGGCUCUGGUAAUAGAAAUGGAUCUGAAACUAGAUAUGAAACUGUGAAUGGCUCUGAAAAUAAAAAUGGGGGUGGAGAAAGUGGUGCUGGCAGCGACGACGAAGGUAAAGGAAGAGGUGGUGGUGGAGGCUCUGGUAUUGGAAAUAGAUCUAGAUCUGGGCAUGAAAGUGAAAGUGCCUCUGGAAAUGGAAGUGGGGGUGGAGAAGGUGGUGGUGGAAGCAACAGUGGUGAUAGAAGAGGAGAUGCUGGUGGAGGUUCCAAUAAUAAAAGUAGAUCUGGAUCUGGAUAUGAAAAUGGAAGUGGCUCUGGAAAUGGAAGUGGGGAUGGAGAAGGUGGUGGUGGCAAUAACAUUAGUGGUAAAAGAGGAGACACUAGUAGAGAAUAUGGUAAUGGAAAUGGAUCUGGUUUCGGGUAUGGAAGUGGGAAUGGCUCUGGAAGUGGAGGCGAAGAAGGUGGUGGUGGGGGAGAUGGUGAUAGUAGAGGAGAAGGUGGUGAUAAAGGCUUUGGUAGUAGAAAUGGAAAUGAAACUGGAUAUGAAAUAGUGAGUGGCUCUGAAAAUGGAAGUAAGGGUAGAGAAGGUAGUGGUGGCAACGACGACGAUGGUAAAGGAAGAGGUGGUGGUAGAGGAGGCUCUGGUAUUGGAAGUAAAUCUGGAUCUGGGUAUGAAAGUGGGAAAGGCUCUAAAAAUGAAAAUGGGGGUGGACAAGGUGGUGGUGGUGGCAAUGAUGGUGAUAGAAGAGGAGAUGUUGUUGGAGGAUCUAGUAAUGGAAAUAGAUCUGGAUCUGGAUAUGAAAGUGGAAGUGACUCUGGAAAUGGAAGUGGGAGUGGAAAAGGUGGUGGUAAAGGAGGAGGUGGUGGUGGUGGUGAAGGUUUCGAAAAUGGAAGUGGAUAUGGAUCUAGAUAUGAAAAUGGGAGUGACUCUAGAAAUGGAAAUGGGGGUGGAGAUGGUGCUGGUGGCGACAACAAUGAUCGUAAAGGAGAGGGUGGUGGUGAAGGCUCUAGUGAUGAUAGUGGAUCUGGAUCUAGAUCCGAAUAUAAAAAUAAGAAUAGCAUUGAAGAUGGAAAUGGUGGAGACAGUGGUAGUAGUAAAGGAGGAGGUGGUGAUAAUGGCUCCAAUAAUAGAAGUGGAUAUGGAUCCGGGUAUGGAAGUGGAAGUGGUUUUGGAUAUGGAAGUUGUGUUUGUAAGGGAGGAGGUGGUGGUGGGGGAGGAGGCGGUGGAGGCAAUGGUUCAGGCUAUGAUAGCAGCUCUUGA